AUGACUAGUUAUACGAAUCAACUAAAUUCGGUUACCGAAAUUCGGGUCGAAGUCAAUCAAAGGCAUUUAAUCGAUAAAAUGCUGGCUCGCCGAAUUUGUGGUUUUCCGAGAAUUGAUGCAGAACGCAGGUUAGGAUUUUUAAGAUGUGAUGAUGCAAAAACCACUGCAGUUGAAAUAAUAUUUGAAGGUACCACUAGUGGAACUCUUACAAAAACAAUUUUUAAGAAUAAUGGCUUUCAUUUUCGAGAGCAAGAUUGGAACCGAUUAAAAAAAAUCGCUGAAGGAAAUCCUGAUGAACAAAAAAUUGGUGCUUUUGGAGUUGGAUUUUACUCGUUAUUCUCCGUCUGCGAAAAUCCGAAAGUAUCUUCUGGAGGACUUAUGAUGGAAUUUUUCUGGAGAGGUGACCAAUUAUACGCGAGACACGGUCCUGAUGGUUCUAAGGAUCUGAAGUGGACUACAUUCGAAAUGGAAAUGAGAACCCCUGGAGAAUUUCCAGACUUGGACAACUUCAGUCGUUUCAUGGCAACUUCAUUGGGAUUCACUGGCAAUCUCUGUGAAGUUUCCGUGUAUUUUAAUAAAGCUCGCGUGAUUCAUAUUGAGAAGAAUAUCAGUCAGUCCCAAUCUAUUGAAAUUAGAUCUGAUAUAAAUAAUAAAUCUCCGAAAGGCAUAUUUAAACUCUUAUCUGCGGAUGUGUGCAAUGUUCAAAUCGAUGCACAUAAGGUCUGCAUCCCUUCUGGGGCGCUGCCAUCUGGGAACUACCCAAUAGAAGUAGCAUCUGUAUGCCUCCAAAUUGCCAGCGGAAACUUGGAGGUUCGAGUUCAAGAUGACUUUUGUGAAGAAAUAGAAAGGUUAACAAAGAAAAAACCUCCGAAACAAACGAAAAUACAUCUCCUUCUUCCAAAAUACAACGAAUUUACAAUGGAUGAACCCUCUAAUAUUUUCAAGGAUUUAUUACCAUUCCCUAAGCAAGGAAGAAUAUUUAUCGGUUUCCAAACACAUCAAACCACUGGUUGUUCCGUAAAUGUGGCUGCUCGUGUCAUCCCAACGGUUGAACGUGAGUCGAUUGACUUAGUUGAACCAACCCUUUCUGUAUACAAUUCGGAAAUGUUAUGCUCUGCUGGAAUAUUAUCUCGUUUAUUAUACGAGAGUGAGAUGUGUCAAAUUUCCAAAAUGUACCAAAUUGCACAAAAAUCAACAUCCGAUUGCGAAAAGCGUGCAGCGCAUGUACUCGCUCAUUUUAGUUUCGGUGAUAGUACUCCAAAUUUUAAAGUGGCAGAGAUAAUUGAACAACAAUUUUUCGAUUGCUGUUCAUCAAAAUUAUCCAUAUUAUCCACUAAUGGAGUCAAAGCCAUUAACAUGAUACGGCUACCUGACCCAGAGAUGGCUGCAUUUAUUAAAACCAUUUCGGUCGUUCCAGAAAUAGUAUUCAAACAAUGUAACUUUUUCUUUGAUAGGGCGGAAACUGUAUUAAAGCUUAUCGAAAAAGCAUCAACAAAUGAUGUAUUUGAAGAAUUGAAAAGUCGAACCUUAGAUCAGGAUGAAAUGGAAGCUGCUAUGAAAUGGUGGAUAUCGUAUUCCUCAAAACAAAAUAAUUCGAAAUUAGGACAAGAAAAGUUUUUACAGCAUGCUGUUUUACGAGUUGGAACGAAUAUUUUACCAUUGAAAAACGUUCGUUAUUACCUUAAUAUAAAAAUAAUACCACCAGAAUCAGAUCUUUCAUUUGAUGUUUUACCAUAUUCUAUCAGCAAAGCAUUUAAACUUAAAGAAUUGCAGAAAUAUUUUGGAAAUUGGACAGAACUUCCCUUGGGAAUUUGGGCGAAACAUAUUCUCAAAAAAUAUAAAAUAGGAAAUGAUUCAGCUUUUGCAGAAAAUUUUAUAGGAAUUCUUUCUCAAGGUUAUAAAUUGAUGGAUGGUGAAUCACGGAUUGCUAUAUGCAAAUUACUUUCUCAAAAAUCAUGUAUUCCAACCCAAUUUGGUUUGAAAAGGCCUAUUGACACUUAUUUUCCGGAAGUAACCCUGUUUGAUGAUUUGCCAAGAUUCUCUAUGAAGGAUGUUUCCGAAGAUUUUUUCGUGCAAAUGGGUGUUCAGAAGCACGUAGAAUUACAACUCGUUUUCAGUCGCAUGGUUAAUAAUAAAAAUUUGGAUCAUAUGAAUCUUAUAAAAUAUUUCGCUUCGAUAUCAAAAAACCUUAAAAGUAAUGAGAUUGAAAAAUUAAAAACGACUGCAAUUUGGAUAGAAGAGAACGUCGACUUAAAUAAGCCAAAAGCCCAUGUUCGAAGAUAUUUGGCAAAAGAACUAUAUGCUCCAUUUCCUAUUAAUAGAUGGCUUAGAUUGCCUGUAAUUUAUUGGAACGGUAAUUGGAUUGGAAAUUCAGAUGAAGUGAAUUUUAUUAUGAAUCUUGGACUUCAAGAAUAUCCAUCCCUGCAAGUUAUUCUCCGCCUUGCAUCUCCGCCUACAGCUCCAGAAGUUCGAGAGAAAGCGCUAAAUUAUUUCGUUGAUAACCUUAGGGAAAAAUAUAGAGAAUAUAAAGCAAUUCUGGUCCAAGAUGAAUUUUUACCAUGUGAUAACUUUGAAACUUAUGCAAAACCAUCAGAUUGUUUUUCAAAUCCCGAUUGUAUGAUAAUGGGAUUUAACGCUUUACGUAAAGAUUUGCGUAUUAGAGCCGAAGAAUUGGAUGUCAGACAACAUCCUAAUGGCAAGCAACUAUUGAAAAGAUUAUCGAAUAAUCUUCCGAAUAGUAUAGAUGAUGCAAAGAUGUUUUUCAACUAUUUAUCAUCACGCAGAGGCGAUUUUGAUCAUGAUGAUUGGAAAGAGCUUAGAAGUCUUAAAUUUAUACCCGUCCAAGACAAAUCCAUGCCCGAGAAAAUUAUUUAUCACUCCCCAAGGGAUUGUUUUUUAAACUGCUUAAAUGAAAGCUAUGCUAAUAUACUUCCGAAUGUUGAUUUUGGUGAAACUGCAAACAUAUUUUUGGAAAAUUGUGGAGUUAAACGAGAACCAUCAUCUUUAGAUUUAGCUGAAUAUAUAGUUAGAUCGUCUAAAGAUUUCUGGAAUCGUAUGGACGAGGAUUCUUAUAUUUCAAUUCUCGGAACUAUUGCAUUUAAUUAUCUUUCAAUAUUUAAAGAGAAGCCUACCUUAUAUGAAGAAAUGAAAAAAUCACCAAUUUUAUUGGGUAGAAAAAAGUAUGAUGAUUCUGAACGUUAUGAAUUAGCUUGUGCAAAUGAAAUCUUUAUAAACGAUAAUGAUCGUUAUCGAGACAUGUUUAAUGCAUUAACAUGUCAAUUUAUGGAUCAAAAAAUGGAAGAAUUUUAUAGAGUAUUGGGAUGCCAGCAACUUAGUUCAAAGGUCAAUAUAACACACGAAACUGAAGGAACUCCAAUAUCUUCGCAAGUUUCUGAUGAAGUUUUAGAAAACAUAUUGGAACGGGUCCCUUGGUAUUAUUCAAGUAUACCCAAUGACAAUAUAAAAUGUGAAGGGACAUGGAUAGAAAAAUUAAAGGUUAUGGAAGUUGAUCGAGUAUAUGUCACUUAUGAACUUACAACUAACAAUAUGAUCAAUAAGGAAGAAGUUAGUUCCAGUAUUUCAGAGAAUGAGAAUACAUAUACCCUCUAUAUUUCUCGUACAAAAACAGAUUAUACAGAUAUCUCAUCAAAUUUGAUUCAGUAUAUCCAUAAGAGACCUCAGCGUGAACAUUCUUUGACUUUGUACACAUACCUGACAUCUUCUAUAGAAGUUUUGCAACGACUUGGGUAUCCAAUCGCAAAAACAAAGAAAGCAACUAAAGGUCGACCACCAGAGGUGAGACCACCAACCAUGGAACCACCGACUAAAAUCAGGAAAAUAGACCCAUCUGCACCCAUACCUAAUAAUGAAUUACAAAAUUUAUUACGUAGUGGUAUCAUGUCUUGUAGGUCAAAUUUUCAGGAUUCUGUCUAUAAUCCACCAACUGUUAAUUCAGUACCUGAAAGUCGUUGUGAUUCUGUGCCAGAAACUUCAUUAAAAUAUGUUAAAACCGAGAGUGAAAUUGAAGUUCACGUUGCAAGUAAUAUGGACCCAUCUAGUGUUUUAUCUGAUAACAUGACAAGAUCUUUGAAAGGUUUUAUCAUAGUUCUUGUCAACGUUGCCGAAAUUUUUGAAAUUCCACGAAACAAAUUAAAUAUAUUUUAUGAUCUUGAUUCAACAACGGUUGCCUUUAAUCGUGAUAGGACAUUAUUCUUUAAUUUGAAAUAUUAUAUAGAAUUCAAUGAUCCUUAUGAUAAAGCAGUAAUAGCUUGGUUUAUGACAUUUUGUCACGAAUUAGCACAUAAUUUCGUUUCGCUCCACAGUGCUGAACAUGAGUUUUUCUUACAAUCAUAUGCAAAAGCCUAUAUUCCAAAACUGUUUGAGAGACUUGGUGGUGGAACUUUUGGUGCUGGCGCAUUUGGUACUAGACCAAGUAGAACAUUGUAUAAUCCAUAUGGUGAUACACCGGGUAGCACACCAAGUAGCACAGUUUAUAACCCAUAUUCUGAUACACCGAGUAGUACACUAGGUAGUACGCCAAGGAGCACAGUAUAUAAUCCAUAUGCUGAUACACCAGGUAGUACACCAAGGAGCACAGUAUAUAAUCCAUAUGCUGAUACACCAGGUAGUACACCAAGGAGUUCAGUGUAUAAUUCAUAUGCUAAUACACCAAGUAGUACACCAAGAAGUACUGUAUAUAAUCCAUAUGCUGAUACACCACCAAGUAAUAUACCAAGUAGAACUGUGUAUAAUCCAUAUGCAAAUACACCAUCAAGUAAUGCACCAAGUAGAACUGUGUAUAAUCCAUAUGCUGGCACACCAAGUAAUACACAAAAUAGCACAGUGUAUAAUCCAUAUGCUGAUACACCAUCAAGUAAUGCACCAAGUAGAACUGUGUAUAAUCCAUAUGCUGACACACCAAGUAAUACACAAAAUAGCACAGUGUAUAAUCCAUAUGCUGAUACACCAUCAAGUAGCACACCAAGUAGUACAACAAACAGUACAAGUAGUACAACACGUAGUACAUCACGUAGUACAUCAAAUAGUAGAGUGUAUAACCCAUAUGCUGAUUAG
Messenger RNA from Cetraspora pellucida, 5073 nucleotides. NCBI's taxonomy places the organism in Eukaryota, Fungi, Glomeromycota, Glomeromycetes, Diversisporales, Gigasporaceae. The record is from the annotation of a GenBank genome assembly.